Molecule: messenger RNA, 5647 nt
Organism: Tuber aestivum (summer truffle)
Lineage: Eukaryota; Fungi; Ascomycota; Pezizomycetes; Pezizales; Tuberaceae
Source: the annotation of a GenBank genome assembly
AUGGCAUUUCGAGACCAGCAGCAACGGACCCCCCACCACUUACCUCCCCACACAACUUCCCAAUUACUACCUAAGCUCCGCCUCAUGCCCUCCUCCUCGAAGCUUAGGAGUGAGCAGUCCUCCUCACCUGCGCCGUCAGCUCCUACUACAAGAAGACCACUGCGCGAGCACACCUUUGCUUCAUCACGGAGGGCGGAAUCCCCAGUAUCAUUACAUCCAAAGAAGAGUAGCCUACCAAAGCCUAUGUCUAUUAUUGGCUCCCCGACAAUGACACCCGUUACUACUUUGAAACCAAGGACCAGUCCGCCCUCUAAAAGCAAUACAGGCUUCGGAGGGCCCACUGUAUCUCAUGCUACGGGUUCGCUGGAGAAACGACCGCGAACACUAUUACGGAGAAAGCCCUCGGCUUCCUCAGCCGCCUCGUUCUCAUUGACAAGUCUGCGAACAGGCUCCACAACUUCAUUCAACGCAUCUACUGCCUCGAUUACGUCCUCGUCUUCGCUGGUCGGCGGGUCGAAGAACGCCUCUCAGACUUCGAUAUUAGGGAUAGCCUUGCCACCUACCUCCACUACGGGCAAACCCCGAUCGAAAAGUUCGUCAUCCACCCAGGGCGAGGCUCCCCGAUUACGGACACGAGACCAACAUAUUCCGGCUCCAAUAAACAUCUACGAUAGUGGGGCUAGCAGUAGCCCUUCAACGAGGUAUACUGAGUCGCCAGGAGGGUAUAGUUACUCAUCCACCCCUUCAUCAAUAUCCUCUCACUCUCCUGGUUUCCCGCCGGCGCAUCACAGAUUUCGUAACCCCACACCACCAGUUAGGAACAAUCUUGAUUCAGUUCGCGAGUCGACCACAUCCACCUCGUCCGGGUCCACAAUCCGAGCGAAUCCCCGCGACGAGGAUACCGACUCAGAGGACGGGGGUGUGAGGACUGAGCAGCGGAGCAUUGGAACUUUGAGUCCUCCACCAAUGGUUGAAGAGACGUACUUUCCGCAGUUGGGAUCCGCUUCCGCACCUAAUACACCAUUUUACCAAACGGUCCGUGGAUCACCUAGACUUGCACCACAGGCGGUGCCUUCGCCUUUGCUCCUGUCCGCCACGCAUUCGAAAACUCCUUCUCCUGCUUUGGGUGUUCGAGGACGGAAGGAUAGCACUUCAUCCAUCUCUUCAAGGUUAGGUGCCCUAGAGUUGGCGAACAUGUCGAAGGGUCUCGGCGUCUCAAUGCCGCCGCAGGCACCUCCAGGCAGACUGGCAAAAGGACGAAGCAAGUCCCUCAGCAGCACCACCGCUUUCUCGUUACCUACAAGAGCCAGUCGAAAAGAGACCGCUACCCCCCCAUUACCAUCAGCCGGACACCCACCUCCUAGGAAGAAUAGUAAUCCUAUUGCUAGGGGUCCUACACCACAACCACGAGAUCCUAUAGCUAUUCAAAACAGUCUGUACCAUAAUAUCCCUACAUCUUCAUUAGUUGGGAACAUUUCUACCAUGGCCAAGAGAAGUGAGAGUAAGGAUGGGUCUGGGCGAGAGAAGUCACCGACAAGGUCUAGUCCUGGCAAGCCGCGACCGAGCUUCUUUUCUCGAGGGAGGACGAAGACAUCAGGGUCCAUGGACGAGAAGGAGAGGGGGAAGGAGAGGGAAAGGGAAAAAGAGAAGGAGAGGGAGAAGGAGAAGGAGAAGGAGAGGGAAAGGAAGGUAGAGAAGGAGAAGAGGAAGGGCCCUGCCGCGGGUACUGGACAUGAAGGGUAUGCGGCGUUUGGGAAACAGGUUACUUGUAGAGGGAGGAGUGGCUCUACCGGUGGUAGUAGUAUUGGGAGUUUUGUGAGGAGCGGCAGUACGAGUUCUACUACCGGUGGGUCGCUAGGCAGAGCAGCAGGUGGCAGGCGAGGUAGUUCGGGUGGUGAGCCGGAUGACUAUCUGCGCGACAGACUGAAGCCGGUUGUUAUUGUUGGAGGUGGAGCAGUCGUCGAGAACAGAAACACUGGUGAAUCGAUGAUCAGGACUGGAAGUACCGAUAGCAACAAUGAGAAGAGAAACUUGGAGAUUGGGAAACGGGGCCCGAGUCCUGUUUACAUGUCAAGGGAAGGAAGCUCGGAUAGUAUGUUCAAGAUUCCCGGGAGGAAUACUACUCCAAAAUUACCUGCAUCGCCGGGCCCUGAGGCCCCUCCGCGGAAAUCGGGACGAUGGGGCUUCUUUCGGUCGGGUAGCGCAUCCAGUUCACGGGGGAACGCGACUCCGUCACCGGUGCCGACUCCUGCACCGCCGAUCACUCCGAUCCCGACCGCUACGUCGGGAGCAACACCGGCUACUACUGUCCGAAAAGCGAUACAUACCUACAGACGCCAACCACAUUAUGCGCUUCUCGACCAAGAGGAGCUGCAAGAAGCCGCACAGUUGGCAGAGCAGGUUCGAGAUCUGCGACGGGAGCACGUGCAUCCGACCAAUAACUAUGCAAAUGCGAUCAGGCAGCAGGGUGGUAUCCAUGAACCACCAACGAUUUCCCAGCCAUCCACUCCUUUGCCGAUUUCUCGGGAUGCACCCGCCGUUCUACCUUCUUUACCUACUCCCCCACCACCCCCACCAACACUACUGCCCCCACCGCCUAUUUCAUCGCCGCCACCACCAUCGAGGUCCGCCCCCCCAAGCGCCGCGGAGCAAGUGCGCAAGGAAGUACGUGCAGCAAAGGCAAACGAACGAAAAUACCUUCAGCGACUCCAGCAGGUUGGCCGGAUCCCACCAGUUACGAGAACCGGAGCCCCUGGCCUUCCUCAAAAUGUGCCGACCUUGUCGCCACCCGCUUACCCGAAGACUGUUCCUGCCCCCCCCGCGCACGCCCCCCCUCAUGCUCCACCAAAGACAAAGACAAUACAGAACUUACCCCCAAUCAAGACCCAGGUUCUUCGCGCUGAGGUUGAAGCCAACACUGCACCACCACGAAUGGAUCGUCUAUUUGAGGAAGGCUUCCGCCGAGCGAACGAGGGCUUCCAAGUGCCUUGGGGUUCGUCUGGUCUUACGCCUACCACUGCGAUCCACCGACCUAGGGCCUCCUGCCAGAUUGAUCCCCUCGAUGUUCACGGUGUACAGGCGGCAGCGAUGGUUGCGGAGGUGUCCGACCAUGCCCCGAACGCUAGCCAAUGCGGUACAGAAUGGCCUGUCAGAAAGGAUUCUGCUACCUCGACCCCUGUAACUGCCGAGCCGGUGCCGGAGCCAACGCCGAAACCAGUCGAAGAAGAGGAAGACAUCUGGCCAGAGUACAAUGACCUUAUUGAUGCAGGACUAUUCGGAGAGGCUACAAUAGCAGAGUCAGAAGCGGAAGAGGAGCAGCCUGGCACAAAAUCAACGACAUCAUCACUUGGCUCCCCCUUCCGCUACGAAGACCUUUGCAGCGCAUUCCCAGACCUCCGAGAUGAUGAAGGAAUGAAGCUUAAUGAGGAAGAGGAAGUUGAUAACAAGGGCGAACCCAAAGUCAACGACUCGCCAACCCUUCGAAAUGCUGCACCUACACUUGUCUUGCCCUCGCCUUUGCCCAUGGUCACCAACCCACCGUUUACACCGCCAGCUUACAAGAUCCUUACCCCCGGCACGCCUUUUUCCCUCUCUUCGUUCAUCAGGUCUUAUGGAGAUGAUCGCGAUCGAGAUUCCCGGGGGACCGUUGGCAGCGUGCAAAGUAGGCAUAGUGCUCACUUGGAAUCGUCCCCACCACCGAAUCUGAGUCUUCCGUCUACCUCACCGCGCCGGCGAUCACAUAGAUCCCGGGGCUCCGGUGGGUCCUCUGACUCACAUAGGUCCACCGACUCGACUGGAUCGAUCGACUUGGAUACGUCUCAGGAUGAGAUGACUGUACGACUCUGGGCACUCAUGGCUAGUCGCUGGUUGUCUACUGAUAGAGUCCUUGUCAGUCCUGCACAUGAGAUGAUGGCAAAAAUCACAACGGCAGUUGGUCCUCGCGCCAGCGGCGGCGGUAGGGUUCUUGUUAUCGAUGGUCUCGGUACAGGUAAUUCAUCCUUGCCUAUCAAGCUACCAGGGUACUGACAAUCAUACAGAUGACUGGUCCUUCUACUGCGCCCUUUCGUACCCCUCUGCGAAGAUCUACAAUCUCUCCUCUUCCCUCUCCUCAAACCCACAAACCACCAACACCCCGCCAUCCCCCUCUAGGCCUCAAAACCAUCGACAAAUCCACCACGAAGACCUCUUCUCCUCCUUCCCCUUCCCCAAAGGCUUCUUCAACGUGAUAUCCUUUCGCUUCCUCCCCAGCUCCUCGGACUCCAGCCUCCCCUUCCUCCUCUCCGAAUGUCGGCGCGUGCUCGAACCAGGCGGUUACUUGGAAGCAACAGUACUGGAUGUUGACCUCCUCGGCAACGUCGGCCCGAAGGCGCGAAAAGCUGUGGAUCUCGCCAAGACCAUCAUGCACCGCGAGAACUACACUUCCUCCAACUCCACGUCCACGCAGUCGGAGAAGGUACUCAGACUUCUGUCCAGGCGCGGUUUCGAGGACACGCACAAGUGUUUUGUCGGCUUGCCGGUGGUCUCCAACGUCCCCAUCACCGGUGGCGACGAGGCUAAUAGCGCGGUGCUCGCGCGCGUCGGUCGGUGGUGGUAUACUAGAUGCUACGAACGAGUGAUUACAAGUCAGGGCGAGGCUAUGAGAAGGAGUAUGUGGAAUGAACGUGGGUUGUUGAGGGAGUGCGAGGAGAGGAAAACGGCUUUCAGGAUGCUGGUCGCGUACGCCAGGAAGCCGGUUAAGGGGGCUUCGGCGGGCGGAUUGAUCUAAUCCUUUCUCAUUUCUCACCCUUUCUGCCUUUCUUACCCUCGUUUUCCACAACCCUUUUAUUUUUCUUUUGGGUUCCGUUCUUACCACCGAGCGAGCGCUCUUUUUUCUUGUUCAAACUAAUGACUGGGGUGGGGACGGGGGUUUCUCUUCAUUUCUCUUCUUCCACUUAUACCUUUCUAUCAUACCUUUUUCACGUUUACGUUUCUCCUUUUUUUUUAUCGCGGAGUUUGCACUUGCUUUCUGUCAACCUUCAUUUUAGCGGGACUGGUUUUCGGGGUUUUAUUUCUUCCUCCGCCUAUUUUCCUAUUUUCCACGGCUUGGUCUUGGUCUGGGUAUCGGAUUGAUUUACAUGAUAAUUUCCUUCUCCUUCGUUUCCACCAUACCUUUCUUGGUCUGCUUUGUAUAGUACCCUCCUCCACACUUCCCCCAUGCAUGCAUGCAUCCAUCCGCGAAAACGACCAUGCAUGUAACGGAUACGACACGUUAUGAUUUACGCUGUGAUUAACAUUUAUUCCUUUUUUUUUCUUUUUCCCUUCUCUCUUCCGCUCGCCAAUUCCAAAAGUAUCCGGACAUUGUGCUGCCAAAAGACUCGCAAAUUCGUAUGUGGUUUUCAGGGGCUCGAGGUGCAGAUUUCCGGAUACUCUUUGAAUUGACGAGUAACCUUGUGCUUUCUUCAUUAUACAUGUAUCCUGACACGGUAAGUCAGUGUCCAUCGGUUAACGGCGCACCAAUUUGUCUCUCCUAUCCAUCUACAGUGCCAAGGUGUUGUUGUGUAUGAUAUAUCAAACUGUUAGCACUCGAGCGCCGGUACUCGAGUAGUUUUGUAACUUUUGUUAGCGGUAGAAGUGGGGGGUUGAAAUAAAUUGAAACGACUCUACGAGU